AUGGGUAAAAUCAACCUCACAGCACUACGGGUGCGACAGACAGCGAUCAACCAAUUCGCCAGCGGAAAGAUCAACAAGUUACCACAAUGGGUUGAUGUGGUCGGCGACAUUCCUCCAUCUGAGGUCCUAGUUCGUCACCUUCCUCAGCAACACCAAUUGGUCCGACAACGAGUGAAGUCCGACGACUCCAAGGCGGGGAGGCAUACCGAGUUCGAAGUUGUACAGACACGCCGGAAAUCCAAGAAGCCCAGCCGACUGUUCCAGCCGGUUCAGCUUAGAUAUGAGGAAGAUGAGCUGCGAAAACAGUUCUUCAAAGAUCACCCUUGGGAACUUGCCCGACCUCGCGUGCUUGUCGAAUCCACUGGUAAAGACCAUGAAAGCUACAAUUGGAAGCACCUUCAGCAGCCCGGAAGGAGGCUGGAUGGUGAGAGUGUGGUUCAACGACAGCUUUAUCUUCUGGAGAACGUGCCCGAUAUGACCGUGAGCGCCGCGUACGACAUCGCCCGCCAAGAAUUCUACAAGCUUCGUCUGCAGGAGGAUAUUGAGCGACGGGUUGCCGCGGAGGAGGCCGAGGCGACCGGUGCCAAGUUUGGCCCAACCUUUUUGGAAAUUGGUAUGGAGCUGGAGAACCAACAGUUCGAGAAAUGGAAGGAAUGGGCCAAGUUGGAGGCUCAAGUUCUUGGUCAACGGUCAGCUGCGCUAUCCGGUGCCCCUGAACUUGCAUCAGAGAAGGACACGGAGCAAGAUGCUCAGGCUCUUGAUAUUGAGCAGUCUGAGGCUGAGCAAUAG
Messenger RNA from Penicillium odoratum, 789 nucleotides. RefSeq names its product mitochondrial 37S ribosomal protein mS23 (gene rsm25). Gene Ontology annotation, cellular component: mitochondrial small ribosomal subunit. Gene Ontology annotation, molecular function: structural constituent of ribosome. Lineage: Eukaryota; Fungi; Ascomycota; Eurotiomycetes; Eurotiales; Aspergillaceae. Bases 1 to 789 code for a protein of 262 amino acids. The record is from RefSeq and is a predicted model, not a curated record. The transcript is spliced from 2 exons.